Molecule: messenger RNA, 1904 nt
Organism: Labrus bergylta (ballan wrasse)
Lineage: Eukaryota; Metazoa; Chordata; Actinopteri; Labriformes; Labridae
Gene: lpcat1
Product: lysophosphatidylcholine acyltransferase 1
Cellular component (GO): endoplasmic reticulum
Molecular function (GO): 1-acylglycerophosphocholine O-acyltransferase activity; lysophosphatidic acid acyltransferase activity
Source: RefSeq, a predicted model, not a curated record
UCGCGCCCCUGCUGUAGCCAGAUGAAGAUGGACUGAGGACUGAGGAAGAUACGCUAUAACGCCAACAAAACCAAAAAAAAAAAAAAAACUGAGCCAACCUCACGGAACAUUUCAUUACACGACGUUUCUUUGCUUUUAAUUAGGAAGAGAACAAUGAAAUCAUCAAACAGUCUCCCCUCCAGAGUGGGUAGAAACCCCUUCGUCCACGAGCUGAAAUUCACACUGACAGAGAAAAUAAAGAUAGGACUGAUGUCUGUUACAGUGUUUCCUCUGCGCCUGCUCCUGGUGUCCUUCCUCAUGCUGCUGGCAUGGCCCUUCGCCUUCACGGCCUCCCUGGGACGCUCUGAAUAUGUUGUGGAACCACAGUCAUGGUGGAGGAGAUUGCUAGACGUGUGCCUACGAGCGAUCAUGCGAGCCAUGUGGUUUUGUGGGGGAUUCCAUUGGAUCAGGGUAAAAGGGCAACAGGCUGCACCCUCUGAAGCUCCCAUUCUCACCGUGGCACCACACUCUUCCUACUUUGAUGCCAUCCCAAUCACCAUGACCAUGUGCUCCAUAGUCACCAAACUAGAGAGCAGGAGCAUUCCUGUCUGGGGCACUCUGAUCAGCUACAUCAGGCCAGUAUUUGUGUUUCGGUCUGACCAGGACUCAAGAAGAAAAACUGUAGAGGAAAUUAAGCGAAGAGCAAAGUCUGGAGGGGAGUGGCCUCAGAUCAUGAUAUUCCCAGAGGGAACUUGCACCAACAGGUCGGGUCUCAUCUUAUUCAAAGCUGGUGCUUUCAUUCCAGGAGUACCAGUGCAACCGGUGGUGCUACGUUAUCCAAACAAACUGGAUACCGUUUCAUGGACAUGGCAAGGCCCUGGAGCGUUCAAGAUUCUUUGGCUCACUCUGUGCCAACUUCAUAAUCCCAUGGAGAUAGAAUACCUGCCUAUUUAUACGCCAUCAACCGAGGAGAAGGAAAACUCUGCCCUGUUUGCCAACAAUGUCAGAAAGCUCAUGGCCAAAGCCCUGGAGCUGCCACUCACGGACCUGUCCUUUGAUGAUCGGGACAUCAGCCUAUCACAUGGCCCUCUAUGCAUAUAUAAUUACAGCAUCCUGCUUGAGUUCAACCGGCUGGUGUGCCGCUUGGGACUGAGAGCAGGAGCCACAUCCAAAUCUCUGGAAGAGCAGGUCAGAAGAGCCAGAAAGCUGCAGGGAGACGGGUUGGGUUUGGAGGACUUUGCCCGGUUCCUUAACCUGCCAGUUACAGACCCACUCGCCCAAGUCCACAGCCUCUUCGACAAGCAUGGAGACGGAUUGAUAGACAUCAGACUCUACAUCAUUGCACUGUCUACCGUCUAUCAACCAUCAAAGACAAUGGAGACCCUGAAAUUAGCCUUCAAGAUGUAUGAGAGUGAAGACAACGGGAAAGUCCUGGAAGAGGAUCUCGCCUCCAUCUUGGAAAUGAUGUUAGGAGUUGAAGAGGUGGAGCUUUCUGGUGUCUUUUUAUCGCUUGAAGGCUCUGACGAAGGGAAGAUCACGUAUGAUGAACUUCAUGGUUUUAUAGAGCAGCAUCCAUACUUCAUCCAGGAUUACCUUGAUUUUAAAAACCAUCCACGCAAACUCUGCAUUGGCCGACCUAAGAGCUGCAACGGCCAGAACCACAACAAAGACGUUUGAAGAAUGCACUGAGACAAUCUAGUGACCUUCUCAGCCUAACAGCUUCUCCAAUGUGCCCACCACCUCUGUGCCUUCAAGUGCAGGAAGAGAAAAGGGACCAGACAUAUAUAAACAUUAAGGAUAAGGAUGGAUGAGUGUGCACAGAUGAUGACAUAAAAAUCACUUAACACUAAAAAGUGUUUUUUUUUUUCCAGAUGUUUUGUUCCUGAACUUAUGGUUCAAAUAAAUUGUCUUUUGUGCUCUGCAAA